Neopsephotus bourkii (Bourke's parrot) is the source of this 1104-nucleotide messenger RNA. RefSeq names its product phosphoethanolamine/phosphocholine phosphatase 1 (gene PHOSPHO1). The record is from RefSeq and is a predicted model, not a curated record. Gene Ontology annotation, molecular function: phosphatase activity. The transcript has 4 exons. Lineage: Eukaryota; Metazoa; Chordata; Aves; Psittaciformes; Psittacidae. The coding region runs from base 233 to 1036 and encodes 267 amino acids. Gene Ontology annotation, biological process: bone mineralization involved in bone maturation.
CGGCCCGAGCAGCGGCCGAGGGGCUGCGGCCGCCCCCGCAGCCGCCGGCACCGGGGCGGUUCCGACCCGGCUUUGCAUCAUGGUGGGAAGCGCGGCCGCUUUUCCCUUGGCUUGCAGGGAGUCCCUGUUCUGUGGACGCUGGACGGACGCGUUCCCGGGAAGCAGGCGCCGGGCGGAGGAGCCCUGAGCGCUGCCUUCAGCGAGCCGCUGCCCGCAGAGUGAUGCUCUUACCAUGAAGAGGUGCUGUGAGGGCGUGGGGCUGCCAUGCCUCUUUAAGGGUGUCGGCAUGGCCGGUGCCCGGCCCCCCCGGUUCCUCCUUGUCUUUGACUUCGACGAGACCAUCAUCAACGAGAACAGCGACGACUCCAUCGUGCGCGCGGCGCCGGGGCAGGCGCUCCCGGAGCACAUCCGGCAGACCUUGCGCGAGGGCUCCUACAACGAGUACAUGCAGCGGGUGCUGGCCUACCUGGGGGAGCAGGGCGUCAAGAUGGGCGCCUUCAAGAGCGUGUACGAGAGCAUCCCCCUGACCCCCGGCAUCCCGGAGCUCUUCCAGUUCCUCUCCAAGCACCACGAGCUCUUCGAGGUCAUCCUCAUCUCCGACGCCAACAUGUUCGGCAUCGAAUGCGCCCUGAAGGCGGCCGGGGUCUACUCCCUCUUCCGCAAGGUCUUCAGCAACCCGGCCAGCUUCGACAAGAGGGGGUACCUCACCCUGGGGCCCUACCACAGCCACAAGUGCCUUGACUGCCCGGCCAACAUGUGCAAGCGCAAGAUCCUGACCGAGUACCUGGCCGAGAGAGCGCAGGAGGAGCUGGAGUUCGAGAGGGUUUUCUACGUCGGAGAUGGUGCCAAUGACUUCUGCCCUGCGGCUGCUCUGACCGCUGCUGACGUGGCCUUCCCACGGAAGGGCUUCCCCAUGCACCGGCUCACCCAGGACAUGGAGAAGAAGCAGCCGGGAGCCUUCCAGGCCACCGUUGUCCCUUGGGAAUCGGCUGCGGAGGUCGCCCGCUACCUGCAGGAGCUCCUCAGGAAGUGCUGAUGGCUCGGAAGGGACCUGGGUGCUCGGAGAGGGUGGGAGAGGAGAGGCCUGGGGGGGGUCACACCAUG